UUUAAUGCACAUAUCAGAUAUGGCCACGUAUAAUGUAAUUUGAAUUUACUUCCUUCUGUUCGACUUGCAUAUAAGAAUAGUACCGUAUAAACAUGGCAUGCCCAGUUUGUGGAGAGACUAGAUUUAGGAGCGCAGCGCAACAAACAUGUCAUACUGCCAUGAACCAUGGAACACACGGUUGUGGUUGUGGAUACAAGUUUACUUCUGAAGAAGAAUUAAAAUCACACGAGAAAACAAUGAAGGAAAACAUGAAAGAAAAUCCUUGCUCCAGUUGUUGUCGGUCAUUUGAAACAAAUGGGACAUUAAAAGAUCACCAAAGGGAUAAACUUCAUGAUUAUACUAAACCCCCUAAUCAGUGUGAUUGUGGAAAAACAUGUAAAUCUGCAGAUGGUCUCGCUCAGCAUAUUCACGAUAAACAAGAAAACUUGAAUAUCACAGAUGCAAAAUACAAAAGCAAAGGAGAAUAUUAUGAUGAGUUUUACAAAACAAAUGUCAUGGUUAGCAAAGAUGAUCGUAAGGAGAGUGUUGGAAAGUGUCGUGACACGUUAAACAAAAUCAUGGAUCAUGUUCGCACACAAGAGAAUGGCAAAAUUUACAGUAGUGAUAUCAGAAAAGCCGGAAGUCAUGCUACAAGAACCAAGGUAAAAAAAGCCGACGAGUUUGACGUAAACAUUGCUUUGAACAUUCCUGUGGCUGACGUCAAAACUAAAGGGACAGUAAAGUAUACCUACAAAGAUAAUUUGAACCCACGUGACCCAAAGAGUGCAUCUCCAGAAAAUCUUAAUGUGAUAAGAGAAAUGACUGCAGUUCCAAAAGGUACACAGAACUAUAUCCCUAUCGGAUAUGCUGCUGUUAAUGCUGCGGGGAAUGCAAAGAUGGCAAGUAAAGUAACACAUAAUGGGGACAUAAUACCUAGAAAAGUUCAGGAGGAUCUUUACAGCAAGAUGAGGACUGCCAUUAAAGACUUGAACCUUAAAGAUGUGCAUAUUUCAAGAAAUUCCCAUGGUCCAGCACUGACAUUGACCAAAACUGGUUCAAAAGGGAAACACGAUAUCAAUAUAGACGUCACUACAACGAUUGGUGAUAGACACGUACCAGUUGGUGUGUACGGUUGGCCUCGUCCUGACACAAGUAAAGUUCUGUCGAAAAAAACAAUAGAUAGAAUUAACAACGUCGGAACCCACAUGGUCCCUAAAGGAGGUGAAUUUUGGAAUGUAUCCCACUCUAAAGCAGAGAAGGAGCUAAUGAGAGGAUUAGAUACGGGGAAUCAAUGUCGCCGUCAAUGUUAUAAGAUGUUAAAGGCAGACGUACAAACCUGGAAGUCGAAAUCCACUGAUAAUUAUCCGGGGAUAUCAUCACACCUUUUGAAGCACUCAAUGUUUUGGAUGAACGAACGACACCAACCCAACAAUAAAGAUUAUUGGAACCAGAAAAACAUUCACAACUGUUACACGGAUUCUCUUAAGGCAUUUAAAAGCCAUUUGGAUCAGUGCAAACUACCAGAUUACUUCCAUCCCAUGAACAAUAUGCUCGGGAAAAAAAACAAAGACGUGUGUCACAGACUAGCCAGAUGUGUUGAAGGCAGAAGAAAUGAACUUUUACACAUGAAGCUGCUAUAAUGAAAAUUUGUAUUAAUGCACGUGUGGGAUUUUGAACUACCGUCAUUGAGACUAUAAAAUAAUUGCUUGUUUAAGGCUAACCUGAUAGUCAUUAAUUUCGGUCUGCGUAGUAAUUUUUUUCGUAUGUGAUUAUCAGGGUAUUCUAUUUCAUACAAUUAGCAUAUUAUAUUCCAAGAGAGUACGUGAUAUGACGUGAUUUGGGGAUUAUCAUAUUCAACAUUAUUUGUCAAAUUGAUUGUCCGUCCAUAAUUGUGUCAAAGUUCUGGUUUCUUUGUUUUGCAUCUGCUUGGUGGUUGAUGGCUUUGUAAAUAUUUUGGAACGUCCUUCCUUUUUUAUAAAGAAAUAAAGAUUUUUAGGGGACUUUAUGCGUUAAGAAAAAUAUAUGUCCCAAAUGAUUAUAUUGUCUAAAAUAAACACAUUUCUGUUUUAUUUAUUUUUACCUUGAUAUUGAACAAGUAGAAUGAUUUUAAUGUUGUAAACUUGGACAAAAUCGAAUGGUAUACUUUGAUUAGGGUGUGUUUUUUUUGUUUGUUUUGUGUAUUUUAAAUUUGUGUGUGUGUUUAAUUUUUCUUUUUAUCAACGUGGUCAGAGACCAUAACAUAAACUAGUUUGUGAUUGAAAGAAGUUCUAAUGAGAGCCAAAGUAUGCAGUUUCUUUAUAAAGGUAUCAGAAAUGUUUUUUUUUUUUGUUUAACAUUAACUAUGCGUAUCUGUAAAAAUGUAAAAAAAAAAUGUUAAGUUAAAACUUGUAUAAAGUUUAGAAUUACGUCUGUGGCAUUCUUUUUUAAUAUCUUAAAUGCAUAGAAGCUGUGUCAGAUAGAAAUCGACCUUUUGUAAGUGCAUGUAUAUAUAAGUUCACAUGUAUAAGACUGUGACUGAUUUCGGAACAUUCAAGUACGAAAUGGUAUGUUUUGUGAUAUUCGUUUUCAUAAGGUCGGUUUCUAUAUGACGCAACACAUAAGAUAACAUAGUGUACAUUGGCUUCCUCUACCAAUUAAUACUUGCCUCAGAUAUACAACUAGUACUGAAAUCGACGUUUAACACUAUAAAUAAAUCAUAUAGCUAUAUAAAUAAAUUCAAGACUUUGAAAACAAAAGUCUAAUUCAUUCGGAUAAAGUUCUUUGUGUUUCGUCAAUAUGUGGAUUGGUUCUUUUGGGGUGAUGGAUACAAAGUAUAAUAUAACAUUUUGCAUAUUAACAGUGCCAAUAAUAACGCUUAAUUAGAUUCAUGAGAGACAUACAUAAUAAGCACCAAAAUGUCGGAUGUUAGCUGAUGACCUUCACUUUUAAUUUAAUGCCUUUCUAAUUUUUUUUCAUAGCACUGAUAUGUUUUGUUUUUAAUUUAUUUGCAUAUAUAAACAAUGUUUUGUUAUAAUAAAAUACUUGAUAUAA
Molecule: messenger RNA, 3009 nt
Organism: Mytilus californianus (California mussel)
Lineage: Eukaryota; Metazoa; Mollusca; Bivalvia; Mytilida; Mytilidae
Product: protein mab-21-like 3
Exons: 5
Coding region: 93-1619 (508 amino acids)
Biological process (GO): regulation of transcription by RNA polymerase II
Cellular component (GO): chromosome
Molecular function (GO): chromatin insulator sequence binding
Source: RefSeq, a predicted model, not a curated record